AUGUCCGUCGUGUCACUACUCGGGGUGAAAAACCUCAACAACCCGGCUCCUUUCACCGCCCCUUACCAAUUCGAAAUCACGUUCGAGUGCCUUGAGCAGCUUCAGAAGGAUUUGGAAUGGAAACUCACCUACGUCGGAUCCGCCACUUCCUCCGAGUAUGACCAAGAACUCGAUUCCCUCCUCGUCGGACCCAUCCCGGUCGGGGUGAAUAAGUUCAUCUUCGAGGCAGAUGCACCUGAUGUCAAGCGCAUUCCUACUUCAGAGAUGCUUGGCGUCACCGUCAUCCUGCUCACAUGCAGCUAUGACGGCCGAGAGUUCGUCCGGGUUGGCUACUACGUGAACAACGAGUACGACAGCGAGGAGCUGGCAGCCGAGCCCCCCCGCGAAGCCCGUUAUCGAGCGGACUCUGAUGACUCUGCCCCUGCAGAGUACCCGCCUGACCAGCCCGAGGCCGAUGGUCUCGACGAUGAUAGUGCGGCCUACGGUGCCGAGGAGCGCGAGCUCGAGGCUGCGCUCCUCAAGGAGCUCGAGGAAUCCAACAAGCCCGCCCAAGGCGAUGACCACGAGAUGGAAGGCGCCGAUGCCCCUGCUGGCAAGGAGGAUGAGGAAGAAGAGAUCUCCGAUGCCGAGAGUGAAGAUCUCGAGGCGGAGAGUGACGACGAUGAGGAUGACCUUGAUGAGGAAGAGGGCGGCGAUGGUGACGACGAUGUCGAGAUGGGCGACGACACAGAACCCAAGGAUGAUGCUGCCAAGCCAACUCACCAGCCUCAGCCCGAGCUCAUGGUACACUAA
Molecule: messenger RNA, 792 nt
Organism: Penicillium mononematosum
Lineage: Eukaryota; Fungi; Ascomycota; Eurotiomycetes; Eurotiales; Aspergillaceae
Gene: asf1
Product: nucleosome assembly factor ASF1
Exons: 4
Coding region: 1-792 (263 amino acids)
Biological process (GO): nucleosome disassembly; nucleosome assembly; DNA replication-dependent chromatin assembly
Cellular component (GO): nucleus
Molecular function (GO): histone binding
Source: RefSeq, a predicted model, not a curated record